AUCAUGGCGGACAACAUAACUGAUGCUGAGCUGCGGAAAGAAUUGCAAGAACUCGGUAUGAAAAAUGUUGGCCCUAUAACAGCUUCGACACGCAGCAUUUAUCUGAAGAAACUCAAUCACCUACGGGCAGCAGAAAGAAAGAAAAACGUUUCUGUAAAGGGAAGAAAAACGACCAAAAGCCAGCUUUCCACUUUCAGUUCUGACGAGGAAGAAGAAAAGGCCAGCGAGCCGCCUGCCUUGUCCAGAACUAAACGACCGACAAGACAGGCGCAGGGUAGAAAUACGAGGACACAAAACGCAAGGCCUACUCCGGACCCACCCCAGAGACAAGAGCAGCUGUCGUAUAGUCGUCCACCUCUGAGGAGCACCAGGCGUGCUGCAGACGAGGUCGAGGGUGUUUCAAGGGGAACCAGCAGUGUUGGUAAUAAGAGAACUUCACUGGGACGGACGCUCAAUGCAACUUACAGUUUUAAUGACAGUAAUAAGGAUGACUUUAAUUCCUCAGACUCUGACGAUGUAGACAUAUAUAAAGAGGAAGAUGAAAGCACUCAUGAAAUAGGAACAAACACGUCACCCGCAUUGGACUCAAGCGGUUGGAACAGCUCUUUCUCUCGGCCUUCCUCUUCAGUGGCUGGUUUUAGUGGUGGAACACCACGAACAAGCACCCCUGAGAAGCGCACAGAUGUUAGUAACCGCAGCAGCAGCAGUGCUCCGAGGCCAUUAACAAAUAAUAAUAUUAGAAACAGAUACUCAGCUAGAUACUCAUUUGGGGGACAGAGAAAUGCAGCCGCGGGAAGACAGCCGUGGAAAACGGGGUAUCAAAGUUUGACAAAUCUUUCACAGGAUGAGACUCUCUCCGAUGAGGAGGACAUAUUGCAGCAGGGGUUCAAAACCAGGGAUGAUGUGCCAGGGUACGGCAGAUUUACAGCACACGUGUCUUAUGUCCUGGUAGUUCUUGUUGGGAUCUUCUUCAUUUCUCUUGGUUUUAUGUACUGGUGGGGAAUGACAGCACCUGGAGACAAGGCAAAAAACAGUGAUAAGCUAAUGAUAUGCGAUGGAAGUGACAAAUCAGCAGUACCACCAUGUUACUUACCACAGGAGGUUGAUAAGGCACUGGAAGCCAUACAUUUGUUAAUGGAAGAAUUGAAUGAUGCAGCAGUGGCUGAACUUUGUGGUUAUAAGACAAAGUACACUGGAGGAGGACUGGAUAAAGGUCAAGUGGAAGAAGUAUUAAAAAAUAAAUAUCAGGAUGCUGAAAAGCAAAUGUCAGUGGUAGUGGAUUUGGUCAGAAAGAAUCCCCACUGGGGUAUAAGCAUUGCUAAUAGCGACAAGAAAACCCCUGCCGUCAGUGUCUAUGGGGCUGUCUGGUUCACAGUGGACAGUCCGCACAUGCCAGUUUGGUGUCGUGUGAAACGUGCUGUCAUGCAAGUGUUCUAUCAACUCCUCUUCGUGGCUGCAGGAUUGCUGGUGUGUGGGGUUGUAGUGCUGGUGUUGAGAUACAGACGCAGACAUCAGGACGAGGAGACCAAGGAGGUGUACCACCUGGUGGAGAGAAUUAUAGAUAUUAUGAAGAGGCAUAAUGAUGAGUGCCAAGUUAAUAAGUCACUGGAGCCUUAUCUUGCCAUUCCACAUGUUAGAGACAUGCUGAUCCCUCUUCAGCUCAGGAGGAAGAAGCAAGGGGUGUGGGAUAAAUCAGUGAAAUUUCUGGCAGCAAACGAAUCUCGUAUCCGGGAGGAAACGCAGCAUGUGAAAGGAGAAGAGUUUGCUGUGUGGCGGUGGAUAGGGGGCUUUCCCAGUAAUGGUAAAAACAAGGUGUGGCAGGGACAAGCAUUUGGUGAGAAUUGUGAUGUGGGAUACAACCUCUUGCCGUAUAGUCCUACUAAUUGCCUGAAGAUCAGGAACAUGUUUGACGCGGAUGUAGAGUGUGGUCAAGACUGGCACAUCUAUGUCCAAGAUGCUAUUUUAGAGAAGUGUAAAGAGAAUAAAGGAAUUCUUCACCUGGCUGUGGACAAGACUUCCAAAGAGGGUUGUGUGUAUAUGAAGUGUACGACCCCAGAUGCAGCAGGGGAAGCUUACAGAGCUUUACAUGGCUGGUGGUUUGAUGGUGAGUGA
Molecule: messenger RNA, 2112 nt
Organism: Lingula anatina
Lineage: Eukaryota; Metazoa; Brachiopoda; Lingulata; Lingulida; Lingulidae
Product: inner nuclear membrane protein Man1-like
Biological process (GO): negative regulation of BMP signaling pathway; nuclear envelope organization
Molecular function (GO): chromatin DNA binding
Source: RefSeq, a predicted model, not a curated record